Molecule: messenger RNA, 1571 nt
Organism: Pelagomonas calceolata
Lineage: Eukaryota; Pelagophyceae; Pelagomonadales; Pelagomonadaceae
Source: the annotation of a GenBank genome assembly
CCCACUGAGACUUGGCCUGCCACCCCCAUACUAAUACGCGGAGGCAUUAGCGCUGAAAGGACGGGACGUCAGGGCUCCACCGAGACCACUCAGUACCGCUGCGAACCGCAGAAAACCGCCUCGGCACGCGUGCGCUGCAGCAAGCAGCAGACCACAGCAAAUGCUGCGCCUCACACGCCGAGCCUUCAGCAGCACGCCGUCGCCGCGCGUCGCCGUCGUCGGAAGCGGCCCGGGCGGCUUCUACACGGCGAAGUACCUCCUGAGGGACAGCAAAAAUGUACACGUCACGAUCCUCGAUAGGUGGCCGACACCUUUCGGGUUGGUAAGGUACGGCGUCGCGCCCGACCAUCCCGAGGUGAAGAGCGUGCAGGACGACUUUGAAGAGGUCGCGACAUCAGAGAGGUUCUCGUACGCGGGCCACGUCUUCGUCGGGCAUCCGGCUGAUGCCCCAUCUCAUACCGGUCCCGUAGUACCUCUAAACGACCUCAUGAAUCUAUAUGAUGCCGUCGUCGUGGCGACGGGCUGCGAUUUAGCGAGGAAGUUGGACCUGCCCGGCGCGGAACUGGAAGGUGUCGUCAACGCGCGGGCCUUCGUCGGUUGGUACAACGCUGAGCCGACGUUUUCCCAUUUACAGUUACCUGACGUGAGCGACCAGCUCCGAAGCGUCAUCAUAGGCCACGGCAACGUUGCUUUAGAUUGCGCGCGCUUGUUAGCCGCGCCUUCAUCGCAUCUCGACGCGACCGACAUCCAUUCAACAGCCUUUGAGGCGCUGCAGAGGCUCCCGUCGAAGCGUCUUAUACACGUCGUCGGGCGGCGCGGCGCGACGCAGGCGGCCUUUACGACGAAAGAGGUCCGCGAGCUCACGGAGCUCGAGAACGCCGCCCUGGUCAUCGAUCCCGCCGAACUGGAAGCGGGCGACACGGAAGCGUCAAUAGAAGAAGGGAAAGCACGACCACUGAAACGCAAGCGCAAGUUCCUCGAUCAGGUCGCUGCUUCGACGAAUACCGCGGAGCGGGAGGUGCACCUCCGGUUUCUGAGGCGGCCCGUGGCCUUCGAGGAAGGAGCCAAGGGCCGUCUGGGAGCGGUCGUCUUCGAGAAGUGCGUCUUGGAGGGUGAUGUGAAUGCGCAGACAGCCGUGGGCACCGGCGUCCUCGAAAGCAUAGAAUGCGAUCUGGCGGUCUGCGCCGUCGGCUACACGGCGAGCCCGCCCUGCCCCGACGGCAGGCGCGCCAGGCCUCAAGACGGCCCGGCGGGGACCUACGCCCAGGUCGGCAGUCGCGUCGCGCCGAAGUUGUAUUGCUCGGGAUGGGUGAAGCGCGGGCCGACGGGCAUCGUCGGCUCGAACGUCGCCGACGCGCGCGAGACGGCCGCGGCCGUGCUCGAGGACCUGGCUGCUAGUGGUGUUGCCGGUUAUGGGGAGGGCACGUCGUGGGCCGACUGGCGUCGGAUCGAUGGGGUCGAGAAGGCGAACGCGAGGAACGGGGCGCCGCGGGCGAAGUUUUCUGACGUCGAGGGGAUGUUGGAUGCGGCGAAGUCGUCGUAGAUGUUGUGUAAAAAGAGUUUGUUCCGCC